AUCGAAUAUUCUCGAGUAAAAUUCCUUGUAUAUUUUCAUCUAUAAAUUUAGAGUAAAAUCCUCUUUGUUUUUUGUGGGACAGAUUAAAGAGCGAGACAUACAGUACAAAUUUCUUCUGAAAAUGGCGUUUUUCUCGAGAACGAAACGAGUUACUGACCCGCUAGAUGACCGGGUCAAGGACAGGAUCGUCGGCCGUGAUAGGCUGGAACCGGUGUAUGUAAGCAGCGGUAGCGAACACAGUGCCGGCAGUGGUGGUUACCAUGACGAUUCAUCUCCGUCUCCUUGUCUGUCUAAUCUGCUUCCUUGCUUCUUGCAUCGAGAAGAAGAAGAAGAAGGUGGUGGUGGUGGUGGAUGCUGUAAUGAUAAAGCCGAUGAUGAAGGUUGUCAGUUGAACGACAAGGAAGUUGAUUCCGAUUCCGAUUCCGAUUGUGAAUCUGAUCGUACGGAUAAAAUUAUUGAAAUCAUGCGUUCAAUGUGGAGGAAUCAAAAUGUUGAUAGGUUUAGAGUUGUGUUGAUGGCUCAUGUUAUGAAAGGUAUGGAGAUUUUUCAAGCUCUGAGACCUAAUCAACAAAUUCUCCAUAGAAACAUGAUGUUGUUUCUUCAAAAUAUUGGCUACAAUGCGGCGAUUUGUAAGACGAAGUGGGAGAGCUGCGGCGGACUUACUGCCGGUAAUUACGAGUUCAUCGACGUAGUUAGAUCCGAUUCAGGCGCUCGCUACUACAUCGAUCUCAAUUUCGCCGGAGAGUUCGAGAUCGCUAGAGAGACAAACCAGUUCCGCCGCCUCUCACACCACCUCCCGACGGUUUUCGUUGGUAAAAGUGAAGAUCUAAAACAGAUCGUCAAGUUGAUGAGCGACGCCGCGAAGCGUUCGUUGAAAACCAGAGGAUUAUUCCUCCCUCCAUGGAGGAAAAACCGAUUCAUGCAGAACAAGUGGUUCGGCCCCUACCGUCGUACGAUAAACUACACUCCGAUGAACAUCUCGUCGGCAUCUGCGGUACCGACGAUAUCGACGGCUUCUCCCGUCAAAUGCCGGUCGAUCGGAUUUAACGCCGUUAGUAACGCUUCGUUAGUGCCCGCGGCAACCCGUACAAGAUAAACUAAAAUAUUUCCUUAACUACGUAAAUAACUUUUUGGUUUUGAUAAAAGAGAGUCAAUAUUUUUGUAUUUGAAUCUGCACGUUUUUCAGGCAACUGCUAACGUUGACACGUGUCGUGUAUA
This is a messenger RNA of Lactuca sativa (garden lettuce), 1218 nucleotides long. RefSeq lists its product as uncharacterized. The record is from RefSeq and is a predicted model, not a curated record. Lineage: Eukaryota; Viridiplantae; Streptophyta; Magnoliopsida; Asterales; Asteraceae.